Messenger RNA from Hibiscus syriacus, 456 nucleotides. Its product is annotated as syntaxin-61-like. NCBI's taxonomy places the organism in Eukaryota, Viridiplantae, Streptophyta, Magnoliopsida, Malvales, Malvaceae. The record is from RefSeq and is a predicted model, not a curated record. The coding region runs from base 1 to 456 and encodes 151 amino acids. The transcript has 5 exons.
AUGGCGUCGCUCCGGCAGGUGGCUGAUGUCAAGAAAGCUGUUGGAGUUGGAAAAGAGAAUGAUUGUAGUGCAAGUGCGAUACGUCAAGAAUUAAUGAGACUGCCAAAUUCUCAGCAACCAGAUAUGCUCGACAACUAUAUUGCAAAAAAUACUGAUGACUUUAUAGCAUCGGAAUCAGAUAGACAAGCGUUUCUUAUUAAGCAGCAGGAAGAGGAGUUAGAGGAGCUUAGCGUAAGUGUCCAGAGAAUCGGAGGCGUUGGGCUUACUAUACACAAAGAACUCCUUGCACAGGAGAAGAUAUUAGAUGAGUUGGGUACCGAAAUGGACAGCAGAAAAAACCAACUGGAUUUUGUUCAGAGAAAAAUGGUUAUUAAUAUGAACAAGGUUGGCGUUAACGGCCAAAUAAUGAUAAUAAUAUUUUUGCUAGUUCUGUUCAUUCUGGUCUUCUUCGCUUAA